Molecule: messenger RNA, 1660 nt
Organism: Trifolium pratense (red clover)
Lineage: Eukaryota; Viridiplantae; Streptophyta; Magnoliopsida; Fabales; Fabaceae
Exons: 2
Coding region: 368-1069 (233 amino acids)
Source: RefSeq, a predicted model, not a curated record
UCAGGACUUCAUGCUGGCCACCAGAGACCAAACCUAAUGGCUUACAACUUUACUAUUUGAAAGAACAAGGCAAGAGACUCUAUAUGUAAAAAAUUGAGGAAUUUUUGGAGAAGAAUAGUGCAAUUGUUAAAAGACAGAAAUGAACUACUACUUGUGUGUGAGUGAUAGUGAGGUGGAAGUAUAUAGUUUUGAAUUUUUAACACAAUUUUGGAGUGUUGUGUUGUGGUUGUGGGGUAGCAUAGAAGUACAGUAGCAGUGGUAAUAAUAACAAAAAUAAUAAGGUGAGAGAGUGAGUGAGUGAGUGAGUGAGUGAAUGGUGAAAUUAUUAGAAAGGUAAAGUUUGAUUUGAAGAAGGAAAGGGAAGAAGAUGGAGAUAGAAGAUUUGGAUUACGUGCUGGUGCCUAUUGGUAUGUUGGUGUUGUUAUUUUAUCAUGCUUGGCUCCUCUACACUAUAAUCCGUCACCCAUCUAGCACUGUUAUUGGUUUGAAUGCUCAAACUCGUUAUCAAUGGAUUCUUUUCAUGAUGUCUGAUCCAUUGAAAAAUGGAGUUUUAGCAGUUCAAACAAUCCGGAACAAUAUCAUGGCAUCUACUCUUCUGGCUACAACAGCAAUCACACUAAGUUCACUUAUUGGUGUUUUUGCAAGCAAUGAGUCAGAGACUAAAUUAGUUUAUGGCAACAAAUCUUCCAUUAAUUCAUCAAUAAAAAGACUUUCUAUGUCAUUAUGCUUCCUUGUUGCAUUUCUAUGUAAUAUGCAAUCUAUAAGAUACUAUGCACAUGUGAGUUUCUUAAUAACUACACCUGCACUCAAAGGCAAAAAAGAUUUUAUUGAAUAUGUUGCUAAAACAUUGAACCGUGGAAGUUAUUCUUGGUCUCUUGGCUUAAGGGCUUUCUACUUGUCAAUUCCUCUUGUCCUAUGGAUUUAUGGUCCCAUACCUAUGUUUGUUUGUUCUUGCUUCACAUCAUUUCUUUUGUACUUCUUGGAUACAACCACUCAAAUCACAAGGGAGAUUCACACUAAGUCAUUCAGGGAGAGGGAAAGUACUGCAGAAGUGGAUGCAGCAGCAUAGGUUCAUAUAUAUGUAACUGUUAUAUUGAAUGAACUUGAUAAUAAAUAUGAUACUUUUCAUCUGUAGUAUUAGUUUUUCUAGAAGUUCAGUUGUAGAUUUGUUAAAUUGAGUGUCAUUUACGCGCAAAUGCAAAGACUAAUUCCUGAAACAAUGGGAAAAGUGGAAAAAGGGCAAAAAAGACUAAUUAGCUGGUUUUGAGACCCAUUCUGCUUGGAUUUGAUUCUUCCGGAUGAUGGUUCCUAUCUUCUGUUGCUGCUGAUGCUUCUUUGGUUGCUCUUUUAUGUUGCUGCUGAUAUUACUUAUUAGUUAGUUUGAUUUUGGGUUAAUUUUGUAACAAGUUUAAAGCUUAGUAAAUUUUAGUUUGAUUGAUAUUAUUAUGCUCUUUGUUUUUUGUUUGACAAACUCUCGAUGCUUUCUGAUGUUGCAUCGUGAGUUUGAAAGGAGGUGUUAAAUAAUAGGUAUUAGAUUUAUAAGUGUUAUUAGGCUUAUAAGUUUGUGCCUUUUAGUAUUCUAGUCUUUUAAGUUGCUAUAUAUAUCUUUGUAACUUUUUAUUUUAUGAAAGCAAUACAAGUGAUAUUUCAUUGAACUCAA